Molecule: messenger RNA, 1719 nt
Organism: Venturia canescens
Lineage: Eukaryota; Metazoa; Arthropoda; Insecta; Hymenoptera; Ichneumonidae
Exons: 5
Coding region: 226-1500 (424 amino acids)
Source: RefSeq, a predicted model, not a curated record
CAGAAGGAGGAAUGCGCACGCAACACAGCUCGUGAAACAGUCAUAGUCAUGAUUCGACUUCCUACUACAGUCUGCUGCAGUCCAUAGCACAGCCAGCACAGUCUUUAACGUAAACAGUUCAAACAGUGAAGCGUCCUCGCCGCUCUACAAUCUCCACGUCAACAAAACAAACUUUCGCAAGAAAUUUUUCAACACUUGUCGCCGACUAAUCUGAGAUUUUGUGAGAUGGACAAGGAUCUACAUUUGCUGUCCGGUGUUAGUAAAUACUUCACCGAAGAAACUUUGCAAAAUGCAAUACGAAAAUUGACCGGAAGUAGCGACGUUACAAUCACAGGUUGGACUUUCAAACCUCCUCCUACCAAAGGCGACAGCUAUUUGGCACAAGUAGACAGGAUUACAGUUUUCGCUAAUGCAGAUGGCAAAGAUAUAGAGAAAAAACUGGUCGUUAAAUCACUACCGAAAAACAUUGGAAGAAGAAAAACGUUCAGGAGCGUUGAAUUUUUUCACAAUGAAAUAAAUUUUUACAAAGAGGUGGUACCAGUUUUUGAAAAAUUUCUUGAAUCGAAAGACCAAAAAAGUUUGUUAAGCGUGCCGCCUUGUUUGGACGCCUUCAUUGAUGCUGAAAAUGAUUAUUUGGUCAUGGAGGAUGUUACGGUUUAUGGAUUUGGGCCCAUCAACCGUCAGAGUUGUCUGAACAUGAAAGAGAUGAACGUCCUCCUAAAAGCCAUGGCUAAAUUCCAUGCAAUUUCAUUCGCCUACAAGGACCAGUUCAAAGAUCAAUUCGAAGACUUGGUCGACAAAUUGCAAGAAACUUUUUUUGGUAAACACUGGAAUUGGUACCAAAACCUUCGGACAAGAUUGAUCGACGUUGCGAAAGAUGCGUUAGCGAAGGAAUACCCGGGUCACCCGGCAGAAGAGAAAUUCAACUCGUACAACUCGCCUAGGGAACUUUGGGAUCGAAGUGCGAAUUAUUGUAGCAGAUGGCACGCCCCAACCUCAAUAAUAAACCACGGUGACUCCUGGGCACCGAAUUUCCUCGUGAGAACAGCACUCGAUGACUCUGACGAAUCCGAGGCAAUGUUGUUGGACUUCCAGCUCGCCAGAUCUUCUAGCCCUGUCCUCGACUUAUCGUUUUUGAUUUACGCUUGCAGCGACAAACAACUUUUGGACAAUCAUUACGACAAGAUACUCGAGACUUAUCAUUCCAUACUAUCCAACAGUAUUAAAUCUUUGGGCUCAGACCCUCAGAAAUUAUACCCAUGGACAGUGUUCAUGAACGAGGUUAAAGAACAAUCAAUGCAUGGUUUGAAUUUCGCCCUCGAGUCCGUGCCAUUUAGCGUGAUGGAUGAAUCAAAAGCAUUCGAUCUCGAUGACCUAAUCAAAACCGACGAUGCUGUCGACGUCGCCGAUAUAUUUGAUCCGGGAAACAUCGAAACUUCCGAGGGCAGACGCCGACUGGCGAACCUGAUAAUUCACGCUCAUUCGAAAGGAUUUUUUUGACAAACAGCUUAAUAAAUACAAAUAAUAAACAAAAAAUAUAUAUUUUUUAUAAUCACACACCUCGUUCAUAUAAAGAAACGAAAUUCCCUGAAAGUUUGUAUGAAACAAACCAGGCACUAUUUUAUACUUUUACCUAAUCAUUGUUUCGUUAUAUCCAGGGAGAAUUUUCCUCAUGUAUCGACUUGAAAUGUAACAAUAAAAUGUGUACAAUGAUUCAAG